GCGGCGCGCGGGGCGGGCGGGAAGCGGGACGGCAGCGGCGGCGCGGGCUGAGGGCGCGGUGCUGUUGCCAUGGAGACGAGCGCGCACCCCUAUUGGCCGCGCUCGCUGGCGUUGCCGGGUUACGUGGCCGGCGCGCGGCCCGGCUGGCAGUGCGCAGGCGCGGUGGCCGUGGCGGCGGCGGCGCUGCUGUGGGCGGGGUGGGCGCUCGGAGGGGGCGGGGCCAAGGGCGGGGCCUCGCGGAGCCCCGCCCGCCGCCUGGUGCUGGGCUGGUUCCUCGUGUGCUCCGGGAUCCACGGGAUCCUGGAGGGAUAUUUCAGCCUCCGGCACCGGGAGCUGCCCGCCGACACCGGGCUGCUGGCGGACGUCUGGAAGGAGUACGCC
This is a messenger RNA of Corapipo altera (White-ruffed manakin), 381 nucleotides long. RefSeq names its product EBP, cholestenol delta-isomerase (gene EBP). Lineage: Eukaryota; Metazoa; Chordata; Aves; Passeriformes; Pipridae. The annotation marks the transcript as partial. The transcript is spliced from 3 exons. The record is from RefSeq and is a predicted model, not a curated record. Gene Ontology annotation, cellular component: endoplasmic reticulum; membrane. Gene Ontology annotation, biological process: cholesterol biosynthetic process. Gene Ontology annotation, molecular function: C-8 sterol isomerase activity; cholestenol delta-isomerase activity; steroid Delta-isomerase activity.